Molecule: messenger RNA, 7082 nt
Organism: Sebastes umbrosus (honeycomb rockfish)
Lineage: Eukaryota; Metazoa; Chordata; Actinopteri; Perciformes; Sebastidae
Gene: tanc2a
Product: tetratricopeptide repeat, ankyrin repeat and coiled-coil containing 2a
Exons: 27
Coding region: 1030-7017 (1995 amino acids)
Biological process (GO): regulation of dendritic spine morphogenesis
Cellular component (GO): dendritic spine
Molecular function (GO): protein binding
Source: RefSeq, a predicted model, not a curated record
UUCACUUUAAUUGCAGCAUUUCUUUGGUCUGCCGACCUCCAUCCAAGUCUUCCUUCAGGAUUCUCUCUCUCUCUGGCUGUUUUUCUUCUGUUUGAAGAAAGAAGUCUUGAACUGUCUUUCCGAACUUUCCGACAUGUAACAGAUUACUCUCUCUGUUCAGCUCCUCCUGCAGUCCUUCCCUCUCUCUCCUAUGUGUGUGUGUGUGUGUGUGUGUGUGUGUGUGUGGUUUUUGGGUUGGAGGAGGGGAGGUUUUGAUUUGCUGUGCAGUCAGACGAGGGAGGUCGUCUUUCAGACCAGAUAUGGAGGCUGAAAGAAAAAGUCUUUAACACUUGGAAAACUUUACUUCUUGUGCUUCUGACCAAAAAAAGGAUAUCAUCUGGAAGCAGAUUUACUCUUUCUUUUCGUGGCUUUAGUUGCUGUUUGCUCUUUUUUGCAUGGUUUUGAGGAGGCUCUACCUGUGAAUGAAAAGGAUUGCAUUUUUUUAUAACGGAGGACAAUAACCAGUGGAUUACAUCGUCCAGAUCUGCUGUGAGUUGCAGUCAAGUUUAACAGCCUGUGGAUUCUAUAACCACCUCUGAAAGUAGCAACGUGAACAUAUGAAGCUAUUACCACAGCAUUCGCAUGUUUGACUAUCCUGCUAACUGCACUCAUUCUGCUUCAGAAGUUGGAGUACCCCGAAUGUUUUUUUCUUUCCCUUGAGAGACUCUUGCCCCCCUCUUAUCUCUUCAUUCCUACCUCCUGCAUCAUUCUCUCCCUCUCUCCUUUGUGUACUCCGGAGAAGGAGGAGCUCCGGACCAAAAAGAAGAGGAUUGGAUAGCGAUAUCAUCAUGUGCGUUAACAUUUUCACCAAGAAAGCUUAAUGGAGAGGACGAACAGCACAACAGCAAUUCAGCAAACUAUACGUUGAGUUAAAGAACCUCGCUCUCAUUCAUCGAGGAGCUGUUAUUUAUUGGGGCAACAACAGCCCUUUGAUUAGUUGACUCCGUCCUCUACAUGGAACCACUCUGAACCAAUCGCUGCCAGCUAGCUAUGGACUGCACGGCAGCUAUUUUGAAAGCGUGCGCCCGCUCCAGAGUCAAGUGGUGUCGGCACGAGCGGUCCUCCGUCCGUCACCCUCGGAGGCCGACGGAGGGCUGCGGUUGCGGCGGAGGUGUCACCGCAGCGGGGGUCGUCGUCGGCCACGCCUCCUCCCUCCUGCGGCGCUUACUGUUUUACGCCUGCUGUUGUCUGUCCCGCGAGGACAGCUCUGAGCUGUGUCGAGAAUGGGUGGAUCGUCCCGGUGGAGCACAUAGAGGAGGAAGAGGAAGAAAUGAGGAAGAAGGUGAAGAUGAGGAGUUGGGACCCCCGCCCUCAGUAGACGAGGCGGCUGAUGCUCUGAUGACCAGGCUGGGCUUCCUGCUGGGGGAGAAGGUAAUGAGCGGAGAGCCGGGCUCCCCGUACCACGCCCAGGACGAUGGACAGAGAAUCUCUCCAUCCUCCAGUCUGGCCAGUAGCAGCACCUCCCCCUGCUCCACACUACAGCCUCCUGCUGGAGGGGAGGGCGACGACAACAACAAGCUUGCCUCCUCCAACCACGCCUCCGUCACCUCCCCCACCUCGACUCUGGAGAGCAGAGACAGCGGCAUCAUAGCCACGUUGACCAGCUAUUCUGCCGAGUCGGCGGCAGAGCGGUACGACAGCGGGAAGUAUCCCGGCGACGGUUACCGUGGCAGCAGCCUGAAUCUCUGGCAGCAAGGGGGCCGGCCGGUGGUGGCCUCCAGCUCCUCUUCCUGUAUGGUAGCAGCAGGAAGCGCGAAUGACGGCUUCCUGUACAGGGUGGAGGACAUCAUGGCCGCCUCCACUUACAGCCUCAACAAGCUCCACCCAGACCGAGGCCCCGGCUCCGCCCGCUCAUCAGGCUCCACCCACUCCAUCCCUCUCUACCUCAUGCCCCGCCCUAAUUCAGUUGCUGCCACUAGUUCCGCCCACCUUGAAGAUCUAGCCUAUCUGGAUGAGCAGCAGAGACACGUCCCUUCAAGGACGUCCCUCAGAAUGCCCAGACAGAAUUCUGGGAGUCGUAGUCAACAGGACCACAGAGUUCGUUUCACUCCCUCUCUCAACCUGAAGCCCCUCCACUUCGAGGUUCCUGGUCUCUCGUCUGAUUGGCUGUUCACCGGCAGGGAGUGGCUCUUCCAGGAAGUGGACGCUUGUCUUCGCAGUGGCGACGCGUCGACCAGUCGGGGCGUGGUGAUUAUCGGCAACAUGGGCUUCGGCAAGACGGCUAUCAUCGCCCGUCUGGUGGCGCUCAGUUGUCACGGAAAUCGCAUGUCGCCAACCGCUACCGGCAACCAGACCAUGCCUAAACCAGGUGUAGAGGCUGCUUCUUUCUCCCAUGACUCCCUGGGAAGAGGAGGUGGGGGAGAUGAAGGAGGGGGAGGAAGCUGUCCGGGGACUCCAGAGAUGAGGAGGAGACAGGAGGAGGCGCUGAGGAGGCUUGCAGGACAGGUAGUCUCAUAUCAUUUCUGUCAAGCUGAUAACUGUCACACCUGUCUGGUUCCGGAGUUCGUCCACAACAUGGCGGCGACGCUGAGCGACGCCCCUCAGUUGUCGGCCUAUCGGGAGCUGCUGCACCGGACGCCGCAGCUGCAGAGCACGCUCAGCAUGCGCUCCUGCAUACAGGAUCCGAGCUCUGCCCUCCAGAGAGGAAUACUGGAGCCGCUGGACGCUCUCCACAGAGAGAGGAAGUUGCACGUGGAGGGGGCGGGGCUUAUUAUACUUAUUGACGGGCUGAACGAGGCAGAGUUCCACCGGCCAGACUACGGCGACACGCUCACUUCCUUCCUGUCCCGCAACGUCCAGAAAUUUCCUUCCUGGUUGAAGGUCAUUACCACCGUCAGGACUGGUCAGCAGGACAUCACUCGCUCUCUACCUUUUCGCUGCAUCUCUCUCGAUAAGAUGGAGGAGAACGGCGCCAUAGACCAGGACCUCCAGGGUUACCUGUUGCAGCGUAUCCACAGCAGCGCAGAGAUCCAGAGCAACGUGUCGCUGAGCAACGGUCGCCUCGACAACACGGCACUGGCCAAGCUGAUCGGCCACCUGAAGAGCCUGAGCAAGGGCUCGUACCUCUACCUGAAACUGACCCUGGACCUGAUAGAGGGAGGAUACCUGGUACUAAAGAGUUCCAGCUUCAAGGUGGUCCCUGUGAGUCUAGCGGAAGUCUACCUGCUGCAGCUCAACAUGCGGUUUCCCACCCAGUCGUCUUUCCAGAGAGUUCUGCCACUGCUCAACGUUACCGUGGCGUCGCUGCACCCGCUGACCGACCAGCAGCUGUUUGAGGUGGUGAACGCGAGCGCUGUGACCGGAGGAACGCUGCACUGGGGGGAGUUUGUGCACCGUCUGGAGCAGCUCUCCUCUUUCCUGCUGCGGCAGAGCGACGGCAGCCGGAUGCUAAACCACGCCUCCUUUAGGGAGUGGCUGAUGUGGAGAGAGGAGGGUCAGGACGACAGGUUCCUCUGUGACCCCAGGAGCGGCCACACUCUCCUGGCCUUCUGGCUCUGCAGACAGGAAGGAAAGUUGAACCGACAAGAGACACUAGAGCUGGGACAUCAUAUCCUGAAGGCUCACAUCUACAAGGGUCUGAGUAGGAAGCUCGGGGUUUCCUCCUCAGUUCUGCAGGGGCUGUGGCUGUCCUACAGCACGGAGAGCCUGAGCCCUGCUCUCUCAUCACUACGCAACCUCUACACCCCCAACAUCAAGGUGAGCAGGUUGCUGAUUAUGGGCGGGGCCGAUGUGGAUUCCCGUAGUGACGUCCUCAACAACGCCCCCCUGCUGUGUGUCCACUCUCACCUGGGCCACAGUGAUGCUGUGGCAUUGCUGCUCGACCUUGGAGCUCAGGUGGAUGCUCGGUCACAUGAUGGGUUGACUGCACUAGGAUUCGCUGCUGCAGCUGGACAUCUGGAGAUUGUCACCAUGCUGAGUCAGCACACAGCUAAGGUGGGUCAUGUCGACAGCUCAGGUCGGUGUGUGUUGGUGCACGCGGGUCAGCGGGGGCACCUCGAGGUGCUGCGCUUCCUGCUGAGGCUUGCGGACUGGAGCUGCACUUCCUGUUGCGGCCAGAGGGGGGCGAGCAGGUGCCAGGCGGUGCAGCAGGCUCUGAUAGCAGCUGCCAGCAUGGGCCACACAGAGACCGUGUCAUACCUCCUGGAUCUUCCAGAGGAAGACGAGGAAGAGGAGGAGAGACCUGAGAUCAACACACCUGACAGUCUGUGGGGAGAGACAGCUCUGACAGCAGCAGCAGGAAGUGGCAGGCUGGCUGUCUGCAGGCUGUUGUUGGAUCAGGGGGCUGCCGUUGACCAAGGCAACCGGCGGGGUAUGGCUCCCCUCUUCAGUGCUGUGAGACGUGGCCACUGGCAGGUGGUGGAGCUCUUACUGAGUCACGGGGUGGAGGUGAACACGGUGGACCAGCAGGGUCGAACAGCUCUGAUGACGGCAGCCUCAGAGGGACAUAUGACCACCGCCCAGCUGCUGCUGGAUCAUGGAGCCUCUCUCGAGCAGACGGACAGGGAAGGGUUAACGCCGCUGAGCUGGGCGUGUCUGAAAGGCCAGCUCCCAUUGGUCAGAGAGCUUGUGGAGCGAGGUGCGGCCACAACUCACGUUGACCGCAGUGGACGGACACCUCUGGAUCUGGCUGCCUUCCGCGGUGACCCAGAAGUGGUGCAGCAUCUGGUGGAUCACGGUGCGUCGGUGGAGCACGUGGAUUGCAGCGGGAUGCGUCCUCUGGACCGGGCGGUCGGCUGCAGAAACACCUCGACAGUCAUCGCUCUGCUCAAAAAGGGAGCCAAGAUAGGACCAGCGACCUGGGCCAUGGCGACCUCUAAACCAGACAUCCUAAUGGUUCUGCUCAGUAAAUUGAUCCAAGAGGGAGACCUACUGUACAAGCAAGGUAAAGUGAGGGAAGCUGCUCACUCCUAUCAGUCAGCUCUGCAGAAGUUUCCGGGGGACGAGCUGAAGAUGUUCAGACAGCUGAGAGUGUGUGUGCUCCUCAACAUGUCUCGCUGCCACCGCAAGAUGAACGAUUUCCUCCUUGCUGAGGAGUUUGCCGCCAAGGCGCUAGAGCUGAAAGCUAAAUCCUACGAAGCCUUUUAUGCCCGAGCCCGCGCCAAACGUGGACGCAGACAGUUCCAUGCAGCCCUGGAGGACCUGAUCGAGGCCAGCCGCCUGUGCCCAUCAAACCGGGAGAUCCAGCGCCUGCUCUCCCGGGUCAAGGAAGAGUGUCGGCAGGUUGCACAACAACAAGACUCUUCCCCUCCUUCAUCACAUCCUGUUUAUCAACAAAAUGUGGCCAUAUCCGUCACUGAGGCCAGGUGCAGAGAUUCAGGUUGUCUGCAGGUGCAGGACAGGGAGGGGCUUACUGAGGAAGAGGAGGAAGAGGAGGAAGAGGAGGAGGAGGAGAGUCGCAGAGAAGGAGAUGCUGCUCCUCACUCCUCCUUCCACCCUCCACCUGUGGUUCAAAGUCUUGACACUCACUGCCACCCUGGGGUGCCAUCCCCCUCCUCCCUUUCGCCCACUCACCUGUAUCGUCGCCUCCCCAGCCCUACCCACUCUCCCUCCUCCUCUUCCCCCUGUCACUCUGCACCUCCUCCAUUCUCCUCCUACCACCAUUUCAGCUCUCCACAGCGACCCAGCCCAAUAUCGGAAAGUAUGCCUGCAUUGUCAGGAAGUGGAGGUCUGCACCACCAACCACAGUCCAUCUCAGCCCUCCACCACUCGGACCAGAACCUAGGACUGCAGCAGCAGCAGCACCACCACCACAUGUCCAAUCAGAGAUCUUUCCAAAAGCAGAACCCUGUUCAUGGCCAGUGGCUCCAAGCAGCCAAAGUCCAGAUUGUCAGAACCAGUCAGCCCAGUUCCUCGGCCCACUCCAGCAUGAUUUUGGGAAGUUCUGCUUACUCCCAGUUUGGCCAACUGCCACAAGAACUGGCCGAGCUGGGGGAAGGCAUUUGCCCGAGCCCCCUAGAUAUCAGGCCUAGCCUGCAGGUCCAGGCUGGUCUGAGCUCCGGAUCAUAUCCACUAGAUGAUGUAGAUGUUGACUUUGUUUGCCAGGCAAGACCUGCAUCUGCCUAUGGGAGAGAAGGAGGAGGGGAGAGGGCAGGGGUAAGUCUGUUUGGCCAGGCCCGUCAGUUCAGUCGCAACCAAUCUAAAGCAGCCUACUACCCCAUGGAGGUUACUGAGGCGACAUUGGGGCCUCCUGAUAGCCUUCCACCAUUGCACGAUUACCAAUACCACCAUCAGGGGGGACUACGACGCCCACUCAGUGCCCACCCAAACUCCUCCCCCGCUCCUCCCCCGAGGCCACUUGUCCACUCCCAGAGUAUCAGCGUCCGUUUCUCCACCAGCAGCGGCAGUCUCGCUGGUGGGCAGCCCGCCAAUCACGGCCCAGGCUUCAGGACCUCAGCCUCCGUCCAGCACAUGGAUUUGCCUUCAGAUCUGGCCUCUGUGGGAGGGGUUACUGGUUACCAUGAUGAUCUCUUUUUGAUCUCCUCUCCCAAUUCAGAAAUAUGCAUGGUAGGAGGCGGGACUUAUCCUGGAGAGGCAGGCCGUUCUUCUAGGAACACUCCAUUUAUGGGCGUUGUCGACAGGACCGCGAGGGUGCACCAGCAGUAUCAACAACAAGCUCCUUCCAGUUCUGCAUCCUGUCUCAGCCCUUCUCGCUCCUGGGCCGUGUCUUCAGUGGACACGGUCAUCACCUCGCCUAACAAAACCCCCACCAGUCAAGGAGGCUUUGGUCAACCCCAGCCAUCCUCCAUUGCCUACCACAACCGCAGCAACAACAACGCCCACUUGGACAACCAGCUCGACUACUAUCCUCAGGGUGAAGGCGUAGCGCACGUUGCCAGUCAGAAUCCCUCCUACCUGGAUGUGAAGCUGGCUCGAACGCUACCGGUGAUCCACAGCUGCUCAGACAGACCCAGUGACAGACAGACAGGCCCUACCUCACCUGUCAAACCAAAAAGACCCUUUGUAGAGUCCAAUGUAUAGAGAAAGGCUUAAAUGUUAAGUCGGAGAUGAGGGAGGAGGGUUAAUAAAGAGUGGUUAAAAAGAAA